UGAGAAAUUAAACAUACAGGACAAGACAAUGUUUACAAAUAAUUAUUUUUUCACGUGGUAAACCAACUUAAUAGAUUAAUGAUAUGUAAAUGUAUGUAAACCGUGAACUAUAUUAAACACUACAGCUAGCCUAGCUGUACGUUGAUUGCUUUAAAGAAUUACCUGUAUAACAAAAUUGCAGUGUUUGGCGUUUGUACCUUUUUCUGAACGGGAUGUAAAUUUUUAUUGACAGAUAUUUGGCUGUCAACAUUAAUACAUAUUAAGGAUUUCGGAGAAUAAACGAGACUGAAAUCUGGAAUAUUUUACACAGAGUCAAUGGCUACAUCAGAAGAAAGGCUUGCCUUGUUUAAGGCGGAAUACCCUCACACAGAUAAUGUUUCCCUGACAGGGGCAGAUCUGGGCGUGGUGGCCGGAUACUUUGUUAUUAUCAUAGCCAUAGGAGUUGUGGCAAUGUGCAGGUCUAAUAGAAGCACAGUUGGUGGGUUCUUUCUCGCAGGAAGAUCUAUGUUCUUUUUACCUAUUGGUGCUUCACUGUUUGUCAGUAACAUCGGAACUGAACAUUUUAUAGGUCUUUCCGGCUCGGGUGCUGCACAGGGUAUUGGUGUUGGAGCAUGGGAAUUUAAUGCAAUCCUACUUUUACAGUUACUCGGCUGGAUAUUUAUCCCCGUGUACAUCGCAUGUGGGACAUACACGAUGCCUGAAUACCUAACAAAGCGGUUUGGUGGUGAAAGACUGCGGGUUUACUUUGCAUUACUAUCUCUAAUUUUGUAUAUUUUCACAAAAUGUUCUGGCGAUCUUUUCACGGGGGCUUUGUUUAUACAGCAGUCACUAAAAUGGGAUUUAUAUUUAUGUAUAUUUAUCCUAGUCACUGUUACCGGAAUAAUGACCAUGACAGGUGGUUUGACCGCUGUUAUAUAUACAGACACCAUGCAGGCCAUACUGAUGGUUGGUGGCGGACUUACUUUGAUGGCAAUGAGUUUCUCAAAGAUCGGUGGUUAUGACGGCCUUGCCCGAAAAUACCCGAACGCAACUACCAAGAUGACGUAUAGAAUGCCAAACACCACGUGUCACGAGACAGACCCGAACUCGUUCCGGAUGUUACGUGAAGCAGACGACGACUAUAUGCCGUGGUUAGGGUUUCUGCUAGGACAGACGCCGGGGUCUAUUUGGUACUGGUGUGCCGAUCAGGUGAUUGUACAGCGCCUGCUAGCGGCCAAGAGUUUGUCUCAUGCUCAAGGAGCAACACUGAUGGCCGGUUUUAUAAAAGUUUUACCAUUAUUUAUGAUGGUGAUGCCGGGGAUGAUCAGCAGAGUUCUCUACGCUGACGAAGUUGCAUGUGUUGACCCACAAAUAUGUAACUAUGUAUGUCAAAGCGAGGCUGGCUGUAGCAGUAUAGCUUAUCCGAGGCUUGUCCUCGGUAUCAUGCCAGAAGGUUUACGAGGUCUUAUGAUGGCGGUGAUGAUAGCGGCUCUUAUGAGCGACCUUGACUCGAUCUUUAACAGCGCCAGUACCCUGUUCACUGUUGAUAUUUAUACUAAAAUAAGAAAGAACUGUUCUCAAAGAGAACAAAUGCUCGUAGGCAGACUUUUCAUACUCAUUAUGGUGGGCGUGUCAAUAGCGUGGGUACCAGUGCUAAAGGAGACACAAGGGGGUCAAGUUUUCAUUUAUAUACAAGAAAUAACAAAUUAUUUGGCCCCACCUUUUGCAGCCAUAUUUCUGCUGGCAGUACUAGUUCCGAUGGUUAAUGAACAGGGAGCAUUCUGGGCGUUAAUGUUGGCUUUUCUGACUGGUGUUAUACGGAUGAUCUUGGCAUUUGUCUACUACAGUAGUGGAGGCUGUGGUAAAGAUGACAAUCGUCCCGCCAUCUUGAAGAACUUUCAUUACAUGUAUUUCUCGUUAUUCAUCACACUGUUGACUGGUGUGACAGCUAUUGUGAUCAGUUAUUUUACCGGCAGACCUCAUGAAAAAUACUUGACACGUACGACUUUUUGGAAAGAGGAAAACCCGGCCCCCCGUACAUAG
Ruditapes philippinarum (Manila clam) is the source of this 2022-nucleotide messenger RNA. RefSeq names its product sodium/myo-inositol cotransporter-like. The transcript is spliced from 15 exons. Gene Ontology annotation, cellular component: plasma membrane. Gene Ontology annotation, biological process: transmembrane transport; inositol metabolic process; myo-inositol transport. Lineage: Eukaryota; Metazoa; Mollusca; Bivalvia; Venerida; Veneridae. The record is from RefSeq and is a predicted model, not a curated record. Bases 316 to 2022 code for a protein of 568 amino acids. Gene Ontology annotation, molecular function: D-glucose:sodium symporter activity.